AUGACUGACACGAUGGUGCCCGCCGGCGCGGAAGCCAGUGGCACAUGCACAGCCUUCAAUGCCGCGAAGGGCUUUGGCUUCAUCGACAUGGCUGGAGCGACCGUUUUUGUGCACAACUCCGAUUGUGAAGAAGGCAAGCAACCCAAAGUCGGAGACCUUUUGACCUUCACGGUCGAGCCAAGGAGAAAUAACCCGGAGCAGAUGUGCGCCAAGAACGUGAAGGGCUGCAGCGAGGACCGCCAGCCGGCCUGGGGCCCGGGCGGCGGCGGCGGCGCCUGGGCUGGACCAGUGGAGGGCACGGGGGCCCACACCGGCUCGGUGAAGAGCUUCGGGAGCAAGGGCUACGGCUUUAUCACCAUGGAUGACGGCGCUGAGAUGUUCUUCAACGUCCGGGAUUGCGUUGGCAGCAAGCCGAUCGCCGGCGACAAAGUGAAGUUCGACAUUUGCGACAGCGAAAGAAACCCCGGCCACAAGCAAGCGACAAACGUCACUGGCGGUAGCCAGCCGUUAGACGCUCCCCACGGUGUGGCCGGAGGUGGUGGCUAUGGUGCCAUGGGCGGUGCCUGGGGAGGUGAUUGGGGCUGGGGCGGUGGCAAGGGCAUGUGGGGUGGCGGCAAGGGCUGGGGCAUGAAAGGCGGCCUCAAGGGCGGCAUGAUGAUGGCAAACGGGCCAUACGGCAAAGGCGGCUACGGCAAAGGCUGGUAG
Messenger RNA from Effrenium voratum, 705 nucleotides. Lineage: Eukaryota; Dinophyceae; Suessiales; Symbiodiniaceae. The record is from the annotation of a GenBank genome assembly.